Pollicipes pollicipes is the source of this 525-nucleotide messenger RNA. Its product is annotated as thioredoxin H-type. The transcript is spliced from 5 exons. The coding region runs from base 1 to 525 and encodes 174 amino acids. The record is from RefSeq and is a predicted model, not a curated record. Lineage: Eukaryota; Metazoa; Arthropoda; Thecostraca; Pollicipedomorpha; Pollicipedidae.
AUGGCUGAGGCUCGCGAUGGCCAAGGAGCACACGGACGUGUGUUCCUGAAGGUGGACGUGGAGGAGUGGACGACCUGGCUGCCGACUACGAGAUCAAGCAUGCCCACCUUCAUCUUCAUCAAGCAGGGCGAGGAAGCCGACGGGCGACGCGUGCAGGUUCGGCGGAUAGUGACCGUGACCGGGGCGGAGGUGACCAUGACCGAGGUGAAGGUGACCAUGACCGUAGUGGAGGUGACCAUGACCGGAGCGGAGGUGACCGUGACCGGAGUGGAGGUGACCGUGACCGGAGUGGGGGUGACCGUGACCAGGGUGGAGGUGACCGUGACCAGGGUGGAGGCGAUGGCCAAGGAGCACACGGACGUGGUGUUCCUGAAGGUGGACGUGGAGGAGCUGGACGACCUGGCUGCCGACUACGAGAUCAACUGCAUGCCCACCUUCAUCUUCAUCAAGCAGGGCGAGAAGGUGACCAGCUUCUCGGGCGCCAACGCCGACAGGCUGCUGGAGCUGGUGACACAGCAUAAGUAG